AUGUCGCUGAAUAGGCAGCAGCGCGAGAGAUUUACUGCUACCCAUAUUGCUUACAAAUAUAAUCUUUUGCAUUACCUUCCCGGCAUCGAGCAAUCUCAGUUGUCGGGGCUUUACUUAAAGAGCUUCUACAAUGGCACCAAGAGAAAUCGUUUACAUUUGCCAGAGCAUUUGACAAAUGGAACUAAAUUUUGCGAGAAAUGUGGAGUUGUCCACAUUGCUGGUCUGAAUUUAAAUAUGGCAAUCGUAGAUGUUAUGGCAUCGGACGACGAGAGCGUCCACAACCAAGUUUUGGAAUAUAAAUGCCUCUUGUGUGGGAAAGUGAAACAGUUUGAUAUCGGGAAUUCUAAGAGAAUAGAGUCACAGCAAGGGCCGAGGGAAGGGUUUGUCGCAAAAUGGCCCAGUGGGCAAAAAACAAGCCAUGAUGCAGCCGAGGUUAAUGGAUCACAAGUGAAGAAACUUGCUUCAGGAAAGGAGAGAGCCAAGAAACGCAAGAUGAAUACGCUGGCUAAUAUGCUAUCGAGAAAGAAAGAUGAAGAGGCAAACAAGAAAUCCGCGUCUUUAAACUUGGAAGAUUUUCUACUAAAAAGGUGA
This is a messenger RNA of Lachancea dasiensis, 591 nucleotides long. Lineage: Eukaryota; Fungi; Ascomycota; Saccharomycetes; Saccharomycetales; Saccharomycetaceae. The record is from the annotation of a GenBank genome assembly.